Molecule: messenger RNA, 1470 nt
Organism: Rotaria sp. Silwood2
Lineage: Eukaryota; Metazoa; Rotifera; Eurotatoria; Philodinida; Philodinidae
Source: the annotation of a GenBank genome assembly
AUGUCUGUUGAUAUUUCUGAUCUAUUACCAGUACUUGAACCUGAUGCUGAUCUUGAUUUUAGUUCGACUCUUUCAAGUACAUUAUCUCGAAGAGAAAAAUACAAAAAUGCCAUUACAAUGACUGUUCUAUUAUUUAUCAAUUUAUUAAAUUUUAUGGAUCGAUUUAUUAUUGCAGGUGUACUAGACAAAAUUAUAGAUAGUUUUUCUAUUUCGGAAGGACUAGGUGGUCUUCUUCAAACAGUAUUUGUUUGUAGUUAUAUGGCUCUGGCACCAUUCUUUGGUUAUUUAGGAGAUCGGUAUAGUCGAAAAUGGCUAAUUAUUGUGGGCGUCAGUAUUUGGUCCAUGACUACUUUAGCCGGAUCAUUUGUACCAAAUCAUUUGUUUGUAGUUUUUGCAAUAUUACGUGGUUUAGUUGGUAUUGGUGAAGCUUCAUAUGUCUGUGUAGCACCGACAAUUAUUGCUGAUAUGUAUAAACAUGAUAUGAGAACAAGAAUGUUAGCUAUUUUUAAUAUUGCUACUCCAGUAGGAGGUGGUCUUGGUUAUAUUGUUGGUGCAUAUGUUACAGUUGCAUUUCAUGGUGACUGGCGUUGGGCUUUACGAUUUACCCCUGUUCUUGGUAUCAUUUGUGUUAUAUUACUGAUUGUUCUUGUUAGAGACCCCGUACGAGGUGGUGCUGAUGGAGUUCAUAUUUUAAAAAGAGAUAAUUGGUUUUUUGAUAUUCGAAAAAUCUUUAAAGUAAAAAGUUUUAUUUUAACAACACUUGGAUUUACAUGGGUAGCAUUUGCAUUAGGCUCACUUUCUUGGUGGGGACCAAGGUUUCUUCAGUUAGCUCAUAUUUUGCAUUAUAAAAUCGAAAAUGAUAAAAAUGAAAGUGAUAAAAUAAAAGCCAAGGUUAGUCUUUAUUUUGGAAUCGUAACUUGUGGUGCUGGAUUUUUUGGUGUACUGGUUGCAAGUGAAAUAGCUAGAUGGUAUCGUAGAAGAAAUCAGCGUGGUGAUCCCAUUGUUUGUGGUGUUGCUAUUCUUGUAUCCAUACCAUUUCUAUUUAUUCUACUUAUCUUUUCUAAAGACAAUAUAAUUGUAACAUGGAUUUGCAUUGCUAUUGCUGAAACAUUACUUUGUAGUAAUUGGGCAAUAGUAUCAGAUAUGCUUAUGUACAUUAUCAUUCCACCAAGACGUGCUACAGCAAGUUCUAUUCAAAUAUUUAUUUUACAUUUACUUGGUGAUGCAUCUAGUCCAUAUAUAAUCGGUUUAAUAAGUGAUUUCUUUCGAAAAGGAUCAAAGAAUGAUGAAGUCAUAUGGAAAUCCUUACGAAAUGCUUUAAUGUUAACACCAAUCGUUGCUAGUCUCGGUGGUAUCGCUUUUCUAGUAGCGGCUUUUUUUAUUGUUCGAGAUCGUCGUGAAGCCGAAGCUACUAUAGAAUUGAUGAACAUUUCAGACAGUUUUCGAAUGGAAGAGUCAAAAAAAACUUAG